AUGUUCUUCCCUGAAGAUAGUGGAGAUGGAUCAGGCAGCCCCCAGCCGACUGUCAACGCUGAGGAGAUCAUCAUGGCUGAUGGUACUGUCGAGUAUGUUGACAAAUAUGCCUUGGGCGAUGAGCUCGACCGAAUGCCUAAUGGCUACUAUCGGAGUCCUCAGUUCAUUGGUACUCUUGCUGCACCUCUGAUAUCCAGACUGAGAAAAGAGGCUUUUUCCUGUUCUGUAAAACCCCUGGUUCUGUCUGGUGUUUUUAACAACACUGGGCUUGUCGCAGUAGUCACCUGUGCGACUGUUGCUUCAAUGGUCUACUACUCCUUGACAGUUCUCUGGCCUACAAUUAUCAGCACGCUGUACACCGCAGAUUCUAUCAAAGUUGGCUGGCAAAGCGGCGUGAUUGGUGGUGGAGUUGUUCUGGGCCAAGCUAUGUCGGGUCUCGCUAUUGCCUAUGUUCCUCGCCUCAAGAUCCAGUGCAUGUGCGUUGCUGCUCUUGCGUGGCUUUCAUCACGUCGAUGUGUUCCCUAUCCCUUGACCGGUGGGCAAAUACAAUCGCAUUCAGGUUGA
Molecule: messenger RNA, 564 nt
Organism: Fusarium mangiferae
Lineage: Eukaryota; Fungi; Ascomycota; Sordariomycetes; Hypocreales; Nectriaceae
Exons: 2
Coding region: 1-564 (187 amino acids)
Source: RefSeq, a predicted model, not a curated record